Hemibagrus wyckioides is the source of this 1565-nucleotide messenger RNA. Its product is annotated as nucleolar protein dao-5-like. The coding region runs from base 143 to 1435 and encodes 430 amino acids. Lineage: Eukaryota; Metazoa; Chordata; Actinopteri; Siluriformes; Bagridae. The record is from RefSeq and is a predicted model, not a curated record. The transcript has a single exon. Gene Ontology annotation, cellular component: nucleosome. Gene Ontology annotation, molecular function: DNA binding; structural constituent of chromatin. Gene Ontology annotation, biological process: nucleosome assembly.
CCAGAGCUAACGAGGUGGAGGUGCGCGUCGUUUGGGCCUCGACGAGGCACGCCCCGCGCGGCGGGACUACUAGAGGAGAGGGCCGCGCACGAGGAGCGCCAGGCCGAGUGCCGGCGCCAGGCCGAGUGCCGAAGACCAGACGAUGACAAAGACGUUGGGAGUCGCGCUGCGGGACGAGCCACACAGCCGGCACGCACGCACGCCCAUGGCCACGCACGCACACGCAGCUCUCUCUCUCACUCUUUCUCACACUCUGGCCCUGUGCUUUACACAGCCCAAACGGGGCUCCGUUUCAGAUAGCAUACGCAACACUCGGCCGCUGCAAACACGUCAAGGUCAUUCACGAGGCUCUCACGCAACGAGGCACACGCGACUUCAAAGGCCCGCGCCGUUCCUACACACGUUUUUACACGCCACAUCGCGCCAAAUGCGCUGCCCGCCGGCGAGAGCGCCGGGCGCGCCGUGCGCGUUUGUGCUCGCUGCGCGACAUUGCUGCACGCUAGCUGCUCGCGCCGGGCCGCGGGAAAUAGGAGACAGUCCCUUCUCGCCAGACGUCUGCUUGAACGCUCGGGAUCUUGUCCACGGCGUCGUAUUUUCGCCGGGAAACGCCAUGAGAAAACACACUUGCCCGUGUGUCACGGAAGCGCAGUCAUUCAGCGGCGCGCGGGUUGACUCUACAACGUUCUCAUACUUGCUUUUAAGUCCAGCCCCCCGGCCGAGGGCAGGGAGGUUCCUGUGUUACACAGCGUACUGCGUCGCGCUCGCUUAUUCAUUCUACUUUUCGCUCCCAGAGAGAAAGAGAGAGAGAGAGAGAGAGAUGGCCGAAGUCGCUCCCGCACCCGCCGCCGCACCGGCUAAAGCGCCCAAGAAGAAGGCAGCUUCGAGGGCAAAGAAAGCAGGUCCUAGCGUCGGCGAGCUCAUCGUCAAAGCGGUUUCCUCGUCCAAGGAGAGGACCGGCGUGUCUCUUGCCGCCCUGAAGAAAGCCUUAGCAGCCGGCGGAUACGACGUGGAGAAGAACAACUCCCGCGUCAAGCUCGCCGUCAAGGGUCUCGUGACGAAAGGCAUUCUGGUGCAGACCAAAGGCACCGGCGCGUCCGGCUCUUUCAAGCUGAACAAGAAGCAGACCGAGGCCAAGAAGCCCGCUAAGAAAGCCGCACCCAAAGCGAAAAAGGCGGCCGCCAAAAAGCCCGCCGCGGCAAAGAAGCCCAAGAAGGUCGCGGCCAAGAAACCCGCCGCCAAGAAGUCUCCCAAGAAGCCGAAGAAGCCCGCCGCCGCCGCUACCGCCAAGAAAGCCACCAAGAGCCCCAAGAAGGCCAAAAAGCCGGCGACCCCCAAGAAGGCAGCCAAGAGCCCCAAGAAAGCAAAGGCUGUCAAGCCCAAGACCGCCAAGCCCAAAGCGGCGAAGGCCAAAAAGGCAGCUCCCAAGAAGAAGUAAACGUGUUCGUUUAUGUCAUGUUUUUUGUUUCUCCUCAAACGGCUCUUUUAAGAGCCACCCAUCUUUUCAUUUAAAGAGCUGUGUUCCCUAAUCUUUCACGAUAAAAAAAAAAAGAAAUAAUAAUAAUAAU